Molecule: messenger RNA, 921 nt
Organism: Strongyloides ratti
Lineage: Eukaryota; Metazoa; Nematoda; Chromadorea; Rhabditida; Strongyloididae
Product: Lipase, class 3 family-containing protein
Exons: 2
Coding region: 1-921 (306 amino acids)
Biological process (GO): lipid metabolic process
Source: RefSeq, a predicted model, not a curated record
AUGGCAUUUAAUGCAUAUAAAUUGACAGCUGCUGCCUAUGCUAAUGAUAAUGAAAAUUUAAUUUCACAGUGUCUUAAUAAUGCUUAUGGAAAUUUUAAAGAUCUUUCUCAUUCAACUUUUAAUUGUUAUAAAAAUGAUGAUAGUUGUACUGGAAUUUAUGCCGUAUUUCCUAGUAAAAAUUUAACAAUUAUUUCAUUUAGAGGAACAAAAAAUUUUUUGUCAUAUUUCCAUCAAAUUGAGAAUGCCUAUAAUUUUGUUCAGUAUAGUGAGGUUACAUCAAAUUAUGGAUAUGUUGAAAAAUACUAUAAAUCUGUAGCAGAUGAUGUUUUUAAUAAAUUUAUUGUAAAAAAUAUUAAUGCUGCACCACAAAAUAUGAAAUAUAUAAUUACUGGUCAUUCACUUGGAGGUGCAUUAGCUGUAAUGACGGCAUUAAAACUUGUUGUUACAUUAACUGCCAAACCAGAAGAUAUUCAGGUUAUUACUUUUGGUGAACCUAGAAUUGGUGAUUAUCAAUUUGCUGAAUUUGUUCAAGGAAACCUUCCAACUCUUUUCCGUCUUGUUCACAAUAAAGAUAUCAUUCCACAUUUUCCUGGUUGUACUACAAAAGCUGGAGAUGCAACAGUAUGCCUUCGACUAUCACAAAAACCUUUUCAUCAUACUCAAGAAGUUUUUUAUAACAAUGACAAAGAUAAUUCUCAAUAUACUUUGUGUGAUAAAGAUAACGGUGAAGAUUCAAAAUGUGCUGAUAGUUUAAAUGUUGUUGAUAAUAUAGAAGGAUUAAUUUCAAAUUAUCAUAAUACUUAUUUUGGCAUUAAUAUUCAAAAAUAUGGAGAAAGUGGAUGUCAAAAUUCGGCAUAUCGUACAUUUUCUUAUAUAUUUUAUAUUUUUGUUAUAAUUAAAUUAUUAAGUAAUAUUUUGUGA